Molecule: messenger RNA, 1230 nt
Organism: Salvia hispanica
Lineage: Eukaryota; Viridiplantae; Streptophyta; Magnoliopsida; Lamiales; Lamiaceae
Source: RefSeq, a predicted model, not a curated record
AUGACGACGGGGAAUGAAAAUAGAAUCAGCAACUUGCCUACUGAUCUUCUCAUAUCUAUAAUCUCUCGACUCACCGUCCUAGAAGCUACUACUACUUCCAUACUUUCAACUCACUGGCGGUAUCUCCAUCGCUACAUCACUCAUCUCAAUUUCCCAAUAUAUUUACCUAGGGUUGAUAUGAACGAUCCCUACAUAUUUGUUGUCACACGGGUCUUGCAUUUACACAGAGGCGGUCGGAUAAAAGAGUUCAGGUUGUGCAUGUCUAGAUGUUUCAAGUAUGGUAUGGAUAAAUGGUUUGAGUUUGCCCUAUCUAAGAAAGCUGAAAUAAUUCAUUUACGUGGUCACCCGUAUAUUGAUUACCCGUAUAUUGAUUACAAGGCUCUGUUUCUUAGACUUCGAAAUACGAAUAAUGGAUUUGAAUGCCUUAAAGAUUUGUGUCUACUUGGCCCUGGAAUGACCGAUCAAGACUUGAAGCUUUUGUUAUCCAAUUGCAUUGCUCUUGAAUCCUUAAAACUUGAGUAUCCUUUCGAGUUGGAAAAUGUCUCAAUUGUUGGUCACACUAAACUGAAGCAUUUGAACCUGUCUUACUUGAAAGCUUGCUCCAUUGUGAUUCCCAAUGCUAUUAGCCUCGUUUCUUUGACGCUGCGUAUCUUGAACGAUAGAUGCUCCAUGCAACUUACUUGUAUGCGUGACCAACUCCAAAUAAUGCACAUCACCGCUAGAGUUGAAUCUAACUGUGAGAUGUAUCACAUGUAUCAGAAGUCAAGGGUUGAUCUUGUAAAUGUAAAACAUCUAGAGUUGACCUUUAUUGCAGUGAAGUUUAGUCUCGGCCCGUAUUUUUUGAGCAAUUUCUUUCGUUUGGUUCGUUUGGUUGAAGCAUGUAGUUCAUUGGACAAACUUGUGAUAAAGCUUCCGAUUUUACCGCCCUCACAUGAUGAAUGCACGUUGGAAACAUAUGUUGGACCAAGAUGUGAGUUGUCUCCAAAGUAUUUGGAAAUCUCACGAUAUUCUGGUGCUCCAUCACAAUUGGCUUUAACUUUGUACCUAAUUGAUAAUGCUAGUAGAUCUCUUCAAAAAGUGUCCGUGGUGGCUCAAGAUGAAGAGGCAUUAGCUCGUGCACGCCAUGAUUUUCAACAUAUCGCGUCUGUUAGUUUUUCAGUUAUGUAACUGUUGUAGUCUUUUAUCUAGUACUACUUCUUGAUAACUUAAUUUAUUUCAAAAUGCAAGAAC